Molecule: messenger RNA, 825 nt
Organism: Colletotrichum navitas
Lineage: Eukaryota; Fungi; Ascomycota; Sordariomycetes; Glomerellales; Glomerellaceae
Exons: 1
Coding region: 1-825 (274 amino acids)
Source: RefSeq, a predicted model, not a curated record
AUGAAGACGACCUCUAGCGUGAUGGCAGCUCAGCGAGCCAACAGUCUGUCUGGGAAGAUAAUGUGGCUCCCAUCCCGGAACAGCAUCCCAAGCAACCUGCUCGAGCCUGUUCUCGACAAUGGUGCAUAUAACCACCCGGUCGUCAUCAUGUCCAAUAACACAUCUCCCGAGGGACUCGUCGAGGUGUUUCUGAUCACUUCCUUCGGCACGAGAAGCAUCGCCGAGGCCUUCGACCACAAGUGGAAGCACUGGCUGCAAUACACGCCCAUCGAGCCCGCCUUUCAUCCCGAAGUUGCACAACUCCGUCUGAUCGAAGGCAGCCAGCGGCUCGAGAAGCCAUCGUACGUCAACACCCGUCAGGCCCACAUGGUCCAACUCGCGGCGCUGCGUCCUCACCGCGGGAGUGGCCCUGGCGCGGACUCCGUUAUCGACCAGGCGUCGCUCAAGACGCUGAGGGCCAUGUCCAACUUUAUCGACCUAUUCAACCCUCGCACACCUAAGAGGCUGAGGGACUACAAGAUGUGGGAAAUGGACCACAAGUGGCGCAAGGGGGAGGACCAGGCUCAGCCACUACCUUUGGGUUACGUGGUUACGAAUCCUUACUUCCCUGCCUUUUCUUGGAUGGCCCAGACACCAAGCCCGACCAGCCCCCAGACAUACAACGCCCCGACAUACAACACCCACCCAUACCAUACCCACACAUACAACACACAAGCAUACAGCGGAUGCUAUCAUCAAACUGUAUCUAAUUGGAGAGCCCUCCCGCAUCAACAUCGGGAUAUUACUUCUCUGGCGUCCUGGAGGACAUCCACUUCGGCCUUUUGA